This is a messenger RNA of Benincasa hispida (wax gourd), 465 nucleotides long. RefSeq names its product MLP-like protein 329. The record is from RefSeq and is a predicted model, not a curated record. Gene Ontology annotation, biological process: defense response. NCBI's taxonomy places the organism in Eukaryota, Viridiplantae, Streptophyta, Magnoliopsida, Cucurbitales, Cucurbitaceae.
GUUGAAACCAUGUCUCUAGUGGGAAAGCUUGUGAGUGAAUUAGAGAUCAAAGCACCUGCUGAGAAAUUUUACAAAAUAUUCAAAGAUCAAUGCUUUCAUGUGCCCAACAUAACCCCAAAAUUCAUUCAGCAAGUUGAAAUUCAUGAUGCUGAAUGGGACGACCAUGACCAUGGCUCUAUCAAGACUUGGUAUUACACUAUUGAUGGUAAGGCUGAGCUUUUCAAAGAGCAGGUCGAAUUUCAUGAUGAUAAAUUUUUGAUAAUCUUGAUUGGAUUGGAAGGAGAUGUGUUCAACCAUUACAAAAGCUUUAAGCCAGCAUAUCAAGUUGUGCCCAAGGGUCCUAACCAUUGCUUGGCAGUUCUGACCAUAGAGUAUGAGAAACUUGAUGAUGGCUCUCCUUAUCCUUAUAAAUAUAUUGAUCUCAUGAAUGGCAUCACUAAGGACAUUGAAUCUCACCUUAAAUAA